AAACCGGCCUCGGCAGCUCGAAGCUUCCAUCUUGACCAGUUAUUAAUCACUCCAGUCUGAAGAUGAGGCGAAGAGGAUGGAAUCUAAAGCUGGACUCAGAACAAGCUCUCAGUUAAAAUUUUAUUUCACAAGAGUUUGUCUCUUCUUUUAUGCGAUUUUGGAGCUCUUCGUUGGGGUACUCUUCGUUUCCUUACCAGGAUUUCGUCAGUUUUGUCCCACUAACAAACCCCAGAUCCCGUCCCGGCCGAGAGCGGAGCAGGAGCUCAACGACAUGCCUAUUCAGGCUCGCCGAAGAUUGAUGUGAAGUCGUAAGCCCAUGUAAAUGUAGUAUAAAACGGAGCGGGAAUUUAUUUAAGGUAGUAACGUCUUGUGCCCAUCAAUGUGAAUGUCUCCCACCAUCGCCAACUGUGCACCAUGCCUCUCAGAGCCUUGCCAGCUACCGAAGCCGAUGCUCAUAGAGCUGUGGCCAUUGAGACUGUUGCCUAUGGCCCGAGUCCAGUAGGCACAGUGUUAUUUCCGGGAGGAGGAACUUCUGAGUCCUCAACAAGAGUCGCAGAUCUCAUUGCCUCUCUCCGGAAGGAUGCGGCCUGCCGAUGGGCUAAAGUCAUUGAUACUGAUAUAAAGGAAGAGGAAGACCAGAUGAUUGCAUUUGCUAUGUGGUAUAUCUGGGAGACUCCACCAACAGAGGAACAACAUUCCUUCCCAUCUUAUCGGGGACCGAGCUGUAAUGCGGAAGCAUGCGAACUCUUCUUUGGAGGCAAGAACAACAUGAGAGUGAAUUAUAUGAAAGGAAAGCCAUAUGUUUAUCUGAAACUCCUGCAUACAGACCCGAAGCACCAUAGACGUGGAGCAGCAUCUCUUCUGCUCGAUUCGGGACUUGGAGAAGCUGAUCGUCUGGGCAUUCCGGCAUGUCUAGAAUCUUCAGUACAAGGACGAAAGCUUUAUGAGAAAUUUGGCUUCGAGGAGGUUGAUAGCCACACGUCUGACUUUUCAAGCUGGGGAGGUCCAUCAGAUGUCACAGUUCCUCUGAUGAUUCGUCCUGUUGGAGGUCGACCAAUUAACAAAGAAAGUCAGUGAACAGCACGUCGUUUGGCAAAUGGAGUACAUAUCUAGACUAGACAUUUGGUGCAAUACAAUAUGCUAGGAUUAUGAGUUUGUAGCCUUGCCCAGUCAUUCGACAAUGUUGACCAGGUUUUUGAGCAGGCAUUUAUAUGCGGUCACCCUGCCUGUGAGAUUUUGAUGAGAACCCCAAAGAAUUCAAUCGUAUUGGAGGUUUCAUUGUGGUCAGUUAAUUGACCUGGCUGUGAGGAAGUCCGUCUCCAAUCCCACUUGGUCGCAAGAAAGGAGCCAUAGCAGAAGACUGCCACGAGCUUUCACGUUUGAGUGACCCUGCCAGGAUCAUAUCUAGUUCAUAAGAAUCACUUUUCAAUAAAUG
Fusarium odoratissimum NRRL 54006 is the source of this 1435-nucleotide messenger RNA. RefSeq lists its product as uncharacterized. Gene Ontology annotation, molecular function: acyltransferase activity, transferring groups other than amino-acyl groups. Lineage: Eukaryota; Fungi; Ascomycota; Sordariomycetes; Hypocreales; Nectriaceae. Bases 415 to 1077 code for a protein of 220 amino acids. The transcript is spliced from 2 exons. The record is from RefSeq and is a predicted model, not a curated record.